Molecule: messenger RNA, 1401 nt
Organism: Phragmites australis (common reed)
Lineage: Eukaryota; Viridiplantae; Streptophyta; Magnoliopsida; Poales; Poaceae
Product: SPX domain-containing protein 5-like
Exons: 2
Coding region: 306-1061 (251 amino acids)
Biological process (GO): cellular response to phosphate starvation
Source: RefSeq, a predicted model, not a curated record
GAGUGCAUCCGCCCAGUGCCUCCCCUUGAUUACACGCAUAGCAUAGCAUAUGCUCCCACAUAUUCCCUUGUCUUCCUCCUCCCCUCCUCCCCAGCUCUGCUCCAACCAACCAACACCCAACUCCGCCGCCGCGCGCUUAUAUUAAGCUCCCCGUCCCAUUCUCGUUCUCAUUCUCAUUCGAUCGCCCGCGCGUUAGCUGAUCUAGCGCGUUUAAUUUAGUUACAAGUACUAGAACUAGAGACUAGUUAGUGCUAGUAAUAAUAGUUGAUCAAGCAAGGAAGGAGUGGGUCGGAUCAGAGUCAGAGAUGAAGUUUGGGAAGCGUCUGAAGAAGCAGAUCGAGGAGAGCCUGCCGGAGUGGCGGAGCCAGUUCCUCAACUACAAGGAGCUCAAGCGUCGCGUCAACGCCGUCUCCUCCCCGGCGCCAUCCCCAGCCGCCGACGCCGACUUCCUCACCCUGCUCAACGCCGAGGUCGACAAGUUCAACCACUUCUUCCUCGAGCAGGAGGAGGAAUUCAUCAUCAGGCAGAGGGAGCUGCAGGAGAGGAUCCAGAGGGCGGCUGAGGCGAAGCCGGCUCCGGCCGUGGAGGCGGAGAUCGCGCGCAUCCGGAGGGAGGUCGUCGACUUCCACGGCGAGAUGGUGCUGCUCCUCAACUACAGCAGCAUCAACUACACGGGCCUCGCCAAGAUCCUCAAGAAGUACGACAAGCGCACCGGUGGCGUGCUCCGCCUGCCCGUCAUCGCCGGGGUGCUGCAGCAGCCGUUCUUCACCACCGAGCUCAUCUCCAAGCUCGUCAAGGACUGCGAGGCCAUGAUGGAGGCCGUCUUCCCCGCCGCCGAGGUCAUCUCAGCCGCCAAGGAUCAUGAGGAGCUCGAGGCGCUGGCCGUUGCCGAGCAGAGCAUCUUCCGCAACACCGUCGCCGCGCUGCUCACCAUGCAGGAGGUCCGCAGCGGCAGCUCCACCAUAGGCCACUUCUCACUGCCGCCCAUGGCACCUCUGCCGGAGUCCGACUGGCUGCUCCGGUCCGUCCAGCCGCCGUCUCCAUUGAUCCCCACGCAGUGAAUAUCUUGUUGUUCACCGCUCCAUGUUACCACACCACAGCAAGGUCCACAACAUACACAAGCACACACCAAUGCCAUCCUUAAUUAAAUUAAUUGGAGGCUACCAUUUUGAUUUCCUUUUUGCCACGAAAUGCUGCACUGUUAUGCGGCUGAAAAGAGCAGAUGUGUAAUUAUCAACCUGUUUUUUUCUUUUGCUGUGUGCUCUUGUUUCUUAUUUUGCUACUUUCCCUGACUAGUAGGAGUAAAUAAUGUUGAAAGCGGGAUCAAUACACAUUGUUCUUGCAGUGUAAUUUUAGUCCCAAAUCAAAUACAUGCGUAUUAGAAAUUUCCAAAUCCUCUCU